Molecule: messenger RNA, 780 nt
Organism: Cynocephalus volans (Philippine flying lemur)
Lineage: Eukaryota; Metazoa; Chordata; Mammalia; Dermoptera; Cynocephalidae
Gene: KCTD4
Product: potassium channel tetramerization domain containing 4
Exons: 1
Coding region: 1-780 (259 amino acids)
Biological process (GO): protein homooligomerization
Molecular function (GO): protein binding
Source: RefSeq, a predicted model, not a curated record
AUGGAGCGUAAAAUAAACAGAAGAGAAAAAGAAAAGGAGUAUGAAGGGAAACACAACAGCCUGGAAGAUACUGACCAAGGAAAGAACUGCAAAUCCACACUGAUGACCCUCAACGUUGGUGGAUAUUUAUACAUUACUCAAAAACAAACACUGACCAAGUACCCAGACACUUUCCUUGAAGGUAUAGUAAAUGGAAAAAUCCUCUGUCCGUUUGAUGCUGAUGGACAUUAUUUCAUAGACAGGGAUGGGCUCCUCUUCAGACAUGUCCUAAACUUCCUACGAAAUGGAGAACUUCUACUGCCCGAAGGGUUUCGAGAGAAUCAGCUUCUUGCACAAGAAGCAGAAUUCUUUCAGCUGAAGGGACUGGCAGAAGAAGUGAAAUCCAGGUGGGAAAAAGAACAGCUAACACCCAGGGAGACUACUUUCUUGGAAAUAACAGAUAACCACGAUCGCUCACAAGGACUGAGAAUCUUCUGUAAUGCUCCUGAUUUCAUAACAAAAAUAAAAUCUCGCAUUGUCCUGGUGUCCAAAAGCAGGCUGGAUGGAUUUCCAGAGGAGUUUUCUGUGUCAUCAAAUAUCAUUCAAUUUAAAUACUUCAUAAAGUCUGAAAAUGGCACUCGACUUGUACUAAAGGAAGACAACACCUUUGUCUGUACCCUGGAAACUCUUAAGUUUGAGGCUAUAAUGAUGGCUUUAAAAUGUGGUUUCAGACUGCUGACCAGCCUGGAUUGUUCCAAAGGGUCAAUUGUUCACAGCGAUGCACUUCAUUUUAUCAAGUAA